AUGGUCAAGGCUGUCGUUCUUGGUGCCUCGGGUGGCAUUGGCCAGCCUCUCUCGCUGCUGCUGAAGACGUGCCCGCUCAUCGAUGAGCUCGCUCUGUACGAUGUGGUCAACACCCCCGGUGUCGCCGCCGAUCUCUCCCACAUCUCCUCCGUGGCCAAAAUCACUGGCUACCUGCCCAAGGAUGAUGGUCUGAAGCACGCCCUGACCGGGGCUGAUGUCGUUGUCAUCCCGGCCGGCAUUCCUCGCAAGCCCGGUAUGACCCGUGAUGACCUGUUCAAGGUCAACGCCUCCAUUGUCCGCGACCUGGUCACGGGUAUCGCCGAGUUCUGCCCCAAGGCCUUCACCCUGGUCAUUUCCAACCCGGUUAACUCCACCGUCCCCAUUGCCGCCGAGGUGCUCAAGGCCGCUGGGGUCUUCGACCCCAAGCGCUUGUUCGGUGUGACCACCCUGGACGUCGUCCGUGCCGAGACCUUCACCCAAGAGUUCUCUGGCCAGAAGGACCCCUCCAAGGCCACCGUGCCGGUCAUCGGCGGCCACUCCGGCGAGACGAUUGUCCCGCUGUUCAGCAAAGUCUCCCCCGCUUUCCAGAUCCCUGCUGACCGUUACGAUGCUCUGGUCAACCGUGUCCAGUUCGGUGGUGAUGAGGUUGUCAAGGCUAAGGAUGGCGCCGGCUCCGCUACCCUCUCCAUGGCCCUGGCUGGUUUCCGCUUCGCCGAGGCCGUGAUCAAGGCCACCCGGGGCGAGAAGGGUAUCGUCGAACCGACUUUCGUCUACCUGCCCGGCGUGGCCGGUGGCGACGAGAUCGCCAAGGCGACCGGUGUGGAGUUCUUCUCUACCCCCGUGGAACUGGGCCCCAACGGCGCCGAGAAGGCCAUCAACAUCCUGGACGGUGUGACCGACAAGGAGAAGACACUCCUGGAUGCGUGCAUCAAGGGCCUGAAGGGCAACAUUGAGAAAGGCAUCGAGUUCAUCAAGAACCCCCCACCAAAGUAA
Messenger RNA from Penicillium lagena, 993 nucleotides. Its product is annotated as malate dehydrogenase. Gene Ontology annotation, cellular component: cytoplasm. Gene Ontology annotation, molecular function: L-malate dehydrogenase (NAD+) activity. Bases 1 to 993 code for a protein of 330 amino acids. Lineage: Eukaryota; Fungi; Ascomycota; Eurotiomycetes; Eurotiales; Aspergillaceae. The transcript is spliced from 8 exons. Gene Ontology annotation, biological process: carboxylic acid metabolic process; tricarboxylic acid cycle. The record is from RefSeq and is a predicted model, not a curated record.